This is a messenger RNA of Gambusia affinis (western mosquitofish), 3502 nucleotides long. It is a transcript of the gene masp1, whose product is annotated as MBL associated serine protease 1. Gene Ontology annotation, cellular component: extracellular region; blood microparticle. Bases 94 to 2295 code for a protein of 733 amino acids. The transcript has 14 exons. Gene Ontology annotation, biological process: zymogen activation; complement activation. NCBI's taxonomy places the organism in Eukaryota, Metazoa, Chordata, Actinopteri, Cyprinodontiformes, Poeciliidae. The record is from RefSeq and is a predicted model, not a curated record. Gene Ontology annotation, molecular function: calcium ion binding; serine-type endopeptidase activity.
AUCACGUGACCAUUUCAGAGCCACACCUCUCCAGCAGGUCCGGAUUCGGUCCAGACAGACGGAGCAGGAGCAGCAGAACUUUAGUCCUUCAUCAUGAGGGUUUUCCUCCUCUCCCUGCUGGUCCGGUUCGGAUGCGGUGCUGAGCUCCAGUCGGAGAUGUACGGCAGCCUGGAGUCUCCAAACUUUCCUGACUCGUAUCCCACAGACACCAAGCGGAACUGGACCAUCAGGGUUCCGGACGGAUUCCGGAUCACGUUGUUCUUCAGCCACUUUGACCUGGAGCCGUCUUACCUGUGCGAGUACGACUUCGUCAAGGUGGAGGCGGACGGAGCGGCGCUGGCUGUGUUCUGUGGGAAGGAGGAGACGGACACCGAGGCGGUACCGGCACAGCGGGUCAUCACCUCCCCCAGAAACUCCCUCAGCGUCCAGUUUGUGUCGGACUUCUCCAACGAGGAGCGAUUCUCCGGAUUUGUAGCUCAUUAUAGCGCAGUGGAUAUAGACGAGUGCAGCGAACGCGGUGAUGAGGAUCCGCUCUGCGAUCAUUUCUGCCAUAAUUUCAUCGGGGGUUACUACUGCUCCUGUCGCUAUGGUUACCAGCUGCACACUGACAACCACACCUGCAGAGUGGACUGCAGCGGCGCCGUGUUCAGGGAACGCGCCGGCGUCUUGAGCAGCGUUAACUUUCCGGGUCCAUAUCCGAAGAGCUCUGACUGCUGGUACCGCAUCGAGCUGGAGGCUGGGUUCAAGGUCCAGAUGAACUUUGACCCCCGCUUUGACGUGGAGAGCCACCCGGACAUCAGCUGCCCCUACGACCACCUGAAGAUCCAAGCAGGAAGCAGAGAGUUUGGCCCGUUCUGUGGCGAUCGGUCUCCAGGGAUCAUCCGGACCGACAGCAACAUCGUCUCCGUCCGAUUCCACAGCGACGAUUCUGGAGAAAACUUCGGCUGGAGGCUGAACUACACCGCCACAGGAAGUCAGUGUCCAGAACCUGAGGCUCCGCCCAACGCGGUGAUGGUUCCGAUCCAAUCACAAUACUCCUUCAAGGACCAUGUGGUGUUCAGCUGUCAGCCGGGGUUCCUCCUGGUCCAGGACGGUGGGACGUCGGAUCGUCUCCAGCUGGAAUGCCAGGCUGACGGCUCGUGGAGCGGCCGUCCUCCUCGCUGUUACAUUUUAGGACUGGUUCACCAUCAGGCCUUCACAGGAAGAAGAGAGCUGUCACCUUUUCAUUUUGACAUUCUCCAAUUGGUGGAUUGUGGGAUUCCUAAGAAGGUGGAUGGAGCUGUUGUGAUGUUUGGUCGCCAUGACAACACCACGCUGUUUGGAGCGACGGUUCAUUACGUCUGCGGGGAGGACGGCGUCCAGCUGAGCAACACUUUGUUCAGGUGUGGCCCUGCAGGUCAGUGGCUGGACGCUGACGGAGGAACACAACUUCCUGUCUGUCUGCCAGCCUGCGGCUUGCCUUCUCGGCCUCUCCCCCACCAGGUGAAGCGGAUUGUGGGCGGUCGGAGCGCUGAGCCCGGUUUCUUCCCCUGGCAGGUUCUGCUCAGUGUGGAGGACCUGUCUCGGGUCCCUGAGGACCGCUGGUUUGGCUCCGGGGCCCUGCUGUCUCAGUCCUGGAUCCUGACCGCCGCCCACGUCCUGCGGUCCCAGAGGAGAGACGCCACCGUCGUCCCGGUGGUCCCGCAUCACGUGAAGGUGUUCCUCGGCCUCCACAGCCUCAGAGACAAACAGACGUCCACCGGCCGCUCCGUCGAUCAGAUCGUCCUCCAUCCAGACUUUCAGCCCGACAACUACAACAACGACAUCGCCCUGCUGAGGCUGAGCCAGGCGGCAGAGUUCAACCGGCUGGUCCGUCCCGUCUGUCUGCCACCGGCUCACCGACAGGACCGUCCGUCCUUCCUCCUCCCCAACUCUCUGGGUCUAGUUGCUGGUUGGGGGAUCUCCAACGCUUCCUCCACCCCGUCCCCACUGACCUCUGACCUCUUGCAGUACGUGAAGCUGCCAGUGGUCCCUCAGGACGAAUGUCAGGCCAGCUAUGCUUCCCGCUCCGUCCGCUACAACAUCACAGACAACAUGUUUUGCGCGGGUUUCUUCCAGGGUGGGCGAGACACCUGCCUGGGGGACAGCGGGGGGGCGUUCGUGAUGCAGGCGGGGCGGAGGUGGGCCGUGUUCGGCCUGGUGUCCUGGGCCGGGCCCGAGGACUGCGGCAGUCAGAGGGUGUACGGCGUCUACACCCGGGUGGAGAAAUACCUGGACUGGAUUCAGAGCCAUGUUCAGGCUGCCCCCUGGUGGUGAGGAAGAAACGCUGCGCCUCCAUGCAGAGUUCUGCUGCUCUGCAGCAGAACUCUGUCAGUUCUGCAGAAUCUGAUCAAUCAAUGGAUUCAUCAGGAACUUUCAUGGAUUGUUGAAAGUUCACACGAUGAACUGAUGAUUCUGUGUUUUAACCAUCUGAGCUCCAUAAUCUGCAUCAAAUUAAUCAACCUGCAUGUUUAAUUCAGAUUAGUAUCUAGAACUUUCUCAGAAACUCCAGACUAGUAUUUUGAAAAUUAUCAGUGUUCUGCAAAAUAACAAAACCUUACCAAAUAUUUUUACUGUACUUUCUUGUUCAAAUAUUUUAGUGAACUUGAAAUAAGACAAAAUAAUCUUACAAGUAACUUUUCUGCAGGAAAUAGGAGCUUGGUUUUAUUCAGUAAUUCUUAAAUGUUGACAAAAACUGUUAGUUCCUCUGGCAGAUUGGUUCUCCGGCUUCCUCCCACGGUCCAAAAGCAUGACUGUCAGGUUAAUUGGGCUCUCUAAAUUCUCCCUAGGUGUGAGUGUGUGUGUGAAUGGUUGUUUGUCUUGUAUGUCUUUGUGUUGCCCUGUGACAGACUGGCCACCUGUCCAGGGUGAACCCGCCUCUCGCCCGGAACGCAGCUGGAGAGGAACCAGCAACCCUCCCGACCCCAUUAGGGAUGAAGGGUGUAAGAAAAUGGAUGGAUGGAUGGAUAUACUUGUCAGUUAGUUUUGUCUUAUUUCAAGCAUUCUCUGUUCUCAGUUAGCAGAAUGUAAACGUCACUUUAAUGGAAAACUUAUUCCAUCAGAAACAUUAAUCUGAUUCCAAGGGAAAAUAUAUUUAAGUUUACAAAUACUUUACUACUUACAAUAAACAUCAUGCAUUUUAGUAGUGAAGGCAUGUUACUAUAUAUUUAUUUCCAAUUAUUUACCAUAUAUUUAACAUGAAAAGAAUGACAGGAGGAUUGCUUUCAUUGCUCACAACUGACAAAUAUUUUACUGGUUUUUUCCCCUGAAAACAUCUGACUGAUAUUAAUCUUAACAGGGAAAAUUUUCCAACCCUUCUUGGGUUUUGGCUCUAUAACAGCUCACACAUUUCAUUCCAACAAAAAAUGUCUGACUUCUUAAUUUGUUCAAUUACCGUAAUUUCCGGACUAUAAGCAGCGACUUUUGUCUCACGCUUUCGACCUGCGGCUUAUACAACGAUGCGGCUUAUUUAUGAAUUUUUUCU